Miscanthus lutarioriparius is the source of this 2025-nucleotide messenger RNA. Lineage: Eukaryota; Viridiplantae; Streptophyta; Magnoliopsida; Poales; Poaceae. The record is from the annotation of a GenBank genome assembly.
AUGCCGCAAUCGGUGCUGGUGGAGCGCGCGACGAGCGAGUCGCUCAUCGGCCCCGACUGGUCUCUCAACCUUGAGAUCUGCGACAUCCUCAACCACGACCCCUCGCAAGCCAAAGAUGCAGUGAAGACUAUCAAGAAACGGAUUGGGCACAAGAACUCAAAGGUCCAGCUUCUUGCAUUAACGUUGCUGGAGACCUUGAUUAAAAAUUGUGGUGAUUUUGUUCAUAUGCAAGUUGCUGAGAAGGAUAUACUUCAUGAAAUGGUGAAGAUAGCUAAGAAGAAGCCUGACUAUCACGUCAAGGAGAAGAUACUAAUUCUGAUAGACACUUGGCAAGAAGCUUUUGGUGGUGCCCGUGCAAGAUAUCCCCAGUAUUACGCAGCAUAUCAAGAGAUGCUGCGUGCUGGAGCUGUAUUUCCUCAAAGGCCGGAGAGUACCGUGCCAAUCUAUACUCCUCCACAGACACAGCCUCUAAGGAACUAUCCGCCUCCUGCAUUGCGUAACACUGAUUAUCGACAAGAUGUGCCUGAAUCCUCUUCUGCACCUGAAGUGCCUGCAUUAAGCCUGACAGAAAUUCAGAAUGCACGUGGGGUCAUGGAUGUUCUUGCAGAGAUGUUAAAUGCUAUUGAUCCUGGUAACAGAGAGGGUCUAAGGCAGGAGGUCAUUGUGGACCUUGUGGACCAAUGCCGUUCAUACAAGCAAAGAGUGGUGCAACUUGUCAACUCAACGUCGGACGAGGACCUAUUAAGUCAGGGCCUUUCAUUGAAUGAUGAUUUACAGCGUGUUUUAGCAAAACAUGAUGCAAUUGCUGCUGGCAUAGCCGUUCGAGUAGAAAAACCGAAAUCAGUCCCGUCCCGUGCAGACAGUUCUCCAACGAAGCCCGAGCCAACAAAGGAGGCAGACCAAAGGUCUGCUAAAGUUGCCAGUAGUGUGACUCCAUUUGAGCAGUUAGCACUUCCUGCACCACCAUCAUCAAGUGCUUCAAAGUCUCAUGGAGAAUCAGCUGUUACCCCAAAUAUUGACUUACUUAGUGGUGAUGAGUUCUUCAAACCAGAACCUGUUCAUUCCCAAGCUCUUGUUCCUUUAGUGACUCAGCCUGCAGCUUCAGCUUCUUCAAGCCCCAGUACUUUAGACCUUUUAGACAUGUUUUCAGAUAGCAAUGCUAUCAAUAACACCAGCCAGAACCCUACCAUACCUUCUAUAUCUAACACAAAUCCUAAUCCAUCAGUACAGGCCUAUCCUGCUCCACAGCAACCUGUUCCACCACACCAUCCUUCACCAUAUGCUAAUGGCUUAAAUUCAGAUACAAUGACACCCUAUGAUCAAGGCUCUAACUUAGCCUCAGCAAGUUCAUGGAAUGGGCAGUUUGCCCAUGGAAUGAUUCCACCACAGCAGGCACCGAAUUAUGGUCAAGAUGAACAAAGCAACGACCUUCCACCACCACCCUGGGAAGCUCUGCCUGCAGAAACUGAGCAAUUAGAAGCUGAUCAUCCUGGUGGGUUGUCAGCUCUGCCACAAUUUGGAGUUAGUCAACCCCAGCCAGUCCAAAUUACACAUCCUGGGCAGCAAGUGUUACCAUCGCAUCUAAUGCCAACUGGACAACCAGGAGGGCAGUUCCAGCCCGGACUAGCUCAACAACCAUAUGCUACACAAAAUACACAGUAUGGAGGAAUGCAUCCGCCAAUGCAAGGCAACCAACCAGUAGGCAUUUUUCCCCAGCAAAUGGCUGGAGAUGUCUACCAGCAACAGAUGUUUAGUGGCCAGAUGACAGGCUAUGGCUAUGGUCAGCAGCCUGGAGGCUACUAUGUUCCUAAUGCUGCAUAUGCAUAUGCCAGUGCAAAUGAUCUUUCUCAGAGGAUGAAUGGCCUCUCGACGCAAGACAACAGUCUGUAUGGCACACCCGCCUCGUCUUCCCUCCAGCAGCGUAACUGGCCAAGCAGACCUGAAGAUUCGCUCUUUAGUGAUCUUGUUAGCCUUGCCAAAACAAAGCCUAGUAAAACUGCGUCCAACAAGGCUGGUAACUUGUAA